UAAGCUCCGUGCCUCUCCACUCACCGCCUGCGCGAAAAGGUCAAUGUGGCUUCAACAUCAUCUCGUGUUUUGAUAACUCCCCAGGCGCAAGAGUGUUCCACAGGGAGAUUUCCUCCCUUCUGAUUACUUCAACUUGUAGACGUUGCUUGUCCUUCCGUUUGGGUUCCCUGAGUUAUAUCUCCGGACAUAUCCAUCACCAAUUGCCUCGCAGUAACAAGGAACCCAGGUCACCAUGCACUCGACUCUAAACCGAGCGCAGGCCGUCUUCGGCUUCUUCACAACCGUAGCCCUCUUCGUGGCGGGUUUCGCUGCACUAUCGGUUCUUUUGUAUCCAACCGACGCCGCAAAUACCGCUGUCACCCUGAGGGAUGUCAAAGUAAUCAAAGGACGCCCACACUACUACUCUAACAAAAAAGAAGAAUACGCCCAGAUGCGCUUCGACCUGGACGCCGACCUCUCCUCCCUCUUCAACUGGAACACAAAACAACUCUUCGUCUACGUCUACGCCUCCUACUCCUCUUCCGACAACGAAUCUUCUCUUCUCCCGCAGUCUGAUUCUAUCAUUUGGGAUACUAUUAUUCCAGCCCCCGAAUCGCCGUACUCCUUCGCUGCUCUCCAGGAGCGCUUUUUCCCGGCUAAGACUUCGUCGAAACGGACGGCUGGUGCUAAGAAGGCUAUUAAGAAGGAUAAGGCCGCGCCUGGUGUUCUGCGUUUGAGGAAUCAGAGGGCCAAGUAUCAGAUCGGCGAUAUCACGGGGAAGAUGGCGGAGCGGAACAAUGUGACGCUUUCCGUUGGGUGGAAUGUGCAGCCUUGGGUUGGAGCUCUGUGGUGGAGUCCUGGGUCCGGGGCUGUGCCGAGGACUGAGGGUAGUACAAGGAGGAGUAAGCCGUUCGUAUUUCCGGCGUUGAAAACGAAGGCCAAUACUAAGGGGGCAGAGGGUCAAGCUCAGCAGGAGAAGAAGGCGGUGUAAGGUUCCUCUUGUGUAUAAGUUGAUGAAUUUAAUCAAUGAUUUUGGGCUCAACCUCUAUUAUUUAUAGGAUGUGGUUCGCGGAUUAUAUAUUUAAUUACAGCCUAGACUGCGAGAAGCGAAAAGGAGAAAUGGUGGAGAGCGACAAGUGUUCAAACAGGACUCGCAAUAAUGAUAUCUACCGAAAGUGAACUAGCUUUUCAUGCAAAGGUGAACGAACGGAGCAAUUAAUUAGCCCAAAAAAAGUAGGGCAAAGGAUUAAUGAAAACAAGUGUGCGCCGCCCCCUUCGUAAGUCAUAAUCGCAGGUUCAACCGCCUAAUUGUGAAUGGUGCCGUAAGUUGUCUCGCGCUGGCUACCACGCUGGAUUCGGUCGGAGUAUACCCCAGGUGCACGUCCUGUUGCGCCGUUGCGUUGACUGUAGUAUACGUAUUCGAGAUAG
Molecule: messenger RNA, 1407 nt
Organism: Aspergillus alliaceus
Lineage: Eukaryota; Fungi; Ascomycota; Eurotiomycetes; Eurotiales; Aspergillaceae
Product: signal peptidase complex subunit SPC3
Exons: 3
Coding region: 233-970 (245 amino acids)
Biological process (GO): protein targeting to ER
Cellular component (GO): signal peptidase complex; membrane
Source: RefSeq, a predicted model, not a curated record